GCCCGCAAUUGACGAAUUUCGAUUUUCCCGGUAGCCGCCCGGGGGGCCUACCGCAAAAAUCGAAGUUCGUCAAUUGCGGGCAUUUUUCUUUGUCACUCUAAUUUGGUCCUAGUGAGAGUAAAAGAGAAAGAUCCCCGCAAUUUGCGAAUUUCGGUUUUUGCGGUAGGCCCCCUGAUUCUUACUGAUUGACAAAUUGCGUUUACCUUAUAUUGUAUGUCUAUGCGUUUACCGGACUAGUCCACAGACCACUUGUUGCCUCGAACGAUAUGUCGUUUGACAUACUUUGACAGUUAAAGAAAAAAGGAAAUAGCUGUAAACAAACAAUGGAUGGAUGUUCAGUUAGAAAUUAAUUCGUUAACAUAUAUCAUGAGACGGUUACCUCUUUGCAAAAUCGUAGUUUUACUGGGUUUUAGUUUUAUGAUAAUUUAUUUAUACUCUUGGAUUAGUAAUGAUGAUGUGAAGAACUUUGUAUAUAGAUCUCGGGGUACAACGAACACUAAGUUAUUAACGCUAAAACCUCAAAGUACUGUACCUCAGAAGACUACCAUAAACAGAAUCGUUUUGUCGUUCGUCGUGUGUGACUCAAGAUUCAACGAAUCCCUGAAUGUUGUUAAAUCAGUGUUACUGUUUACCAAGACCCCCGUACACUUCGUCAUAUUCACAGACGACAAUCUUAAAUUGAAAUUUAAUGACACUCUUAGCAACUGGAGAGUGCUAACCGACUACCAGCUUGAUUUUGAGCUGCACAGCAUUAACUUCCCUGAGGAUCAUGUUGAUGAUUGGAUGAACUUAUUCAGCAAAUGUGCUGCACAACGAUUAUUUAUUCCGAAACUGAUCACCCACAUUGAUGCCAUGAUCUAUGUUGACACUGACACCCUGUUCCUGGGCCCCGCUGAUGAGUUGUGGCGAAAGUUCUCCCUGUUCAACAUCUCCCAAAUAUCUGCCAUGGCCCUGGAAAAUGACAAUCCAAAUGUAUCUUGGUACCCUAGAUUUGCCAAGCAUCCAUUUUAUGGGAAGUAUGGGCUAAAUUCAGGUGUGAUGUUAAUGAAUUUGACAAGAAUGAGAGACUUUGGUUGGGUUGACUAUGUCACCCCAAUCAUGCUUAAAUGGAAAUUGUACAUACCAUGGGGAGAUCAGGAUAUAAUAAACGUGAUAUUCCACUACCACCCCCGCGCCGUGCUCGAGCUCUCGUGCCGCUACAACUACCGCACGGACCAGUGCAUGUACGGCGACGCGUGCCCCGACGCUACCACCAACGGCGUGUUCCUCCUGCACGGCAGCAGGAAGGCCUUCCACGCGCACAAGCAGCCCGCUUUUGAGGCAGUAUACCGAGCCAUCGAGGAGUGGCCUGUCGGCUCGGACCCCACCGACUUACCGGCCGUACUCGAGCGCUACUUCACGGAGGCGCCUUCCUCGCUCUGCGGCAACCUCAAGGACGCCUUCCUGAAGAUCCCCACGGCCACAAUAACCAGGCUGCAUAGGAAACCCGACAGGUAUAUACACUCUGCAGUAUACCGGGCUAUCAAGUGGUCUGUCGGCUCUGACCCCUCGGACUUGCCGGCCGUACUCGAGCACUACUUCACGGAGGCGCCGUCCUCGCAUUGCGGCAAACUCAAGGACGCCCUCCUGGAGGUCUCCGCUUCCACAAUAGCCAUGCUGCAUAGGAAACCCGACAGGUUACCUUUGCAGUAUACCGGCUAUCAAGGAGUGGUCUGUCGGCUCUGACCCCUCGGACUUACCGGCCGUACUCGAGCACUACUUCACGGAGGCGCCGUCCUCGCAUUGCGGCAAACUCAAGGACGCCCUCCUGGAGGUCUCCGCUUCCACAAUAGCCAUGCUGCAUAGGAAACCCGACAGGUUACCUUUGCAGUAUACCGGCUAUCAAGGAGUGGUCUGUCGGCUCUGACCCCUCGGACUUACCGGCCGUACUCGAGCACUACUUCACGGAGGCGCCGUCCUCGCAUUGCGGCAAACUCAAGGACGCCCUCCUGGAGGUCUCCGCUUCCACAAUAGCCAUGCUGCAUAGGAAACCCGACAGGUUACCUUUGCAGUAUACCGGCUAUCAAGGAGUGGUCUGUCGGCUCUGACCCCUCGGACUUACCGGCCGUACUCGAGCACUACUUCACGGAGGCGCCUUCCUCGCUCUGCGGCAACCUCAAGGACGCCUUCCUGAAGGUCUCCACGGCCACAAUAGCCAAGCUGCAUAGGAAACCCGACAGGCAUCAUUAAUUUACAAUUUUAUGCUAAAAUUAUGACAGAGACGCUAAAGUGUCUCAUUCCAUCUGUUUAUUCGUUUAAUUAUAUAUUAAAGUAUAUUAUAGGCAUGUUUUUAAAUGUAAUUUGAGUGUAAUUAAAAUAAGUAUUGGACAUUCUUACACAAAUUGAGUAAGCCCCACAGUAAGCUGAAGAAGGGUAGGGUACUCAGACAGCGAUAAAUAUAAUACAAACAUAUAUAAAUACUUAAAUGCAUAGAAAACACCCAUGACUCAAGAACAAAUAUCUGUCUCAUUACAUAAAUAAAUAUCCUUACUGGGUUUUGAAUCCAGGACCAUUAGCUUCAUCGGCUUUAUUCCCUCUAGGCCAAAUCAUCGAGAAAUUUGUUUCGACGCGCGUUCAAUAACACUAAUCUAACAUGUAUUUAAUUCUCACAGGUAGCGACUUCAUCUUACGAAGUUGAAGAGCGAAGGGACCAUUACAAUGAGGUGAAUAACUAGAAUUAAGGUUGGUGAUCGGAGGUAAGGUUAGAAAAUGAUCUUUAGAAGUUAUCAUUAAUUCUACAGUUUUUAUUUUAAUAUGACUGGAUUUAAUCCGUAACUUUGUGUCUGCAAAUACAGGACAAUCUCACUAAUCUGGCACUAAUCGAUAUUUUUUUAGUAUGUUGAAGCAAUACACUAUAUUCAUAAACUAAAUACAAAGGAAAUUGUACUGUUAUCUGGAUUUUAGGCAUUUAUAAAAAUAUUCAAGAGUGAUAAUGUAACCGCACAUAGUAAAUUUGGGCGUAGAAGGACCACGUGCAUCCCUAUUUUAGUGCCGGAUUAUUGAAAUUUCACUGUAAAUUACCUAUUACAUUCCUUUGACUAUCGGAGGAAAUGUACCAUUGCGUAAACUUACCUUUUUUCGUGCGUUAUAAAUAUUGUAAGGAUAUAAUGACGUGAUUGGACCCGAUUGGUCAGCUAGUUUCCAACAAACAAAAUACAGGUAUCUUAGUUUAAUAAGAUAGUUUCAGCCGCUUAAGAUUAGAUUUAGAGUCACAUGAACCCACCGCCAAAAAUUGUAGAUUUAGUUGCUAAAAAUGGUAUAUAGAGUCCAAACAAGAUAAGUUGGCAGAGAUUCUGAUGGGUUAUUAAACGUCAGACUUCUAUGAAAUUAUGACGUUUACUUGACGCUUGCACCGUCUAGGCUAUUCAAAAUCGCUGCGAACUUAUCUAGGUCUGACUCUAGUAUAUACAAAGAAAAUAUAGCGAGUUUUGUAUAUGAAACUGCUACUCGCUUUGUAUUUAAAUUUAUAGCAACUGAAACUAAUCCCGUCAACUGGGAUGAAUAGGAACAGCUGGGGUAAAUAGGGACAUAAUCUAAAAUAUGAUUUACCUGACAAAAAUACCCACACAAAUUAUAUUAUACUGAAUCUACUGGUAUUUUCAAUAGAAUGAUAUAAUAAAUGUCUUAAGUUUAGACGACCGGUCUCUAAAAUAUGAUUUACCUGACAAAAAUACCCACACAAAUUAUAUUAUACUGAAUCUACUGGUAUUUUCAAUAGAAUGAUAUAAUAAAUGUCUUAAGUUUAGACGACCGGUCUGGCCUAGUGGGUAGUGACCCUACCUAUGAAGCCAAUGGUCCUAGUUUCGAAUCCCGGUGAGAGCCGACGUAGCUUUAUUUGACGUAUAUAAGUGCAUUGUAAUAUGCCUACUUGGAAAAUAAACUAUCUUUAUCUUUAAGGGCAUUUAUUUGUAUGAUGGGCACAGAUAUUUGUUACCGAGUCACAAAUAGGUGUUUUCUAUGUAUUUAAGUAUUUGUAUAUUAUAUAUAUCAUUGUCUGAGUACCCACAAGUCCCACAACACAAGCUUCCUUGAGCUUACCGUGGGAUUUAGUCAAUCUGUGUAAGAAUGUCCUAUAAUAUUAAAAAAAAACCGUUAUUUAUUAAGCAUACACUACUAUCCUUCCCUUGCCUCUAUAUUUACGAGAUAUGCAUUUUUGUAAAACUGAAUAUUGAACUAUUCACCUUCACAGGAGACAAAGAAACAACACGGUCACAUAGACGCUGAAGGUUAGCAUUGCCAACUACUAGCAAGUUAGUACUUCGGAAAAAAAAGCGCGUAUUGUAUGUGUAUUAAUAUAUUCAAUAAAAUACCAGCUGAAAUAAAGAUAUUGCCUAUUAAUGAAUUCUAAAAGACAUUGUAUAAAAUACUAAUUGACAAUUGUUUUUACAGUAUAAACGAAUUUUUAUUGCAUACGUUUUAAAUGUUAAUUGAUAUCUGAAAAUCUUUUAUAAUUAUUUCAUCCUAUUUUUUUUUUUUUUUUGUAAUUUUAAUAUUUUCAUGCUAUUGACUCCUCAUUAAAUUAUUUCUUAUUAGUUGAUGUUAAAUUAUAUUUAAUCAUAUAAAUAUAAUUUAUUUUAAUUGACCGAGUGAUCUAAUCAGGCGGGCCGUAUGCUUGUUUGCCACCGUCGUGGUAUAUAAAAAAAAACAAGUUAUCACUGACAACUGUUCACAUGUCUACAUGGACUGAAUAUAUCAUGGGACACAAUGCUUGUAAUUUAAGAUCUUAUGUUACCAUAUGUUCAUUGUGAAUAAACGAUUUCAUUUCAAAAGUGUAAGAUUUUUUUAAAGAAACUGUCAGGUAAAUCACAUUUUAAGUUUUGUCCCUAUUAAUCCCAGCUAGCCUUAUUCACCCCGGUUGACGGUAACAGAAAUUUCAUGUUAUUACAUAAUGUAAUUUCAGAAUGAGAGCUAAACUUCGAUUGUAUGGCGGCGCCAAGAUUCAUGUGACUCUUAAUUAAGUGAGCAGCUAAGGUAUUUAAAUGUAUUACAUUAAUCUGAGAAGAAAUUGAGUACUCAUAUUUUAGUGUUUGAUUUCCGUGUUUACGUUAGCUAAUAAAAGUUGUGUUUCGGAAAAAUGGACCUUAAUGUGGCCGUACAGUGAUUCUAUUUAUCAUUACUAUUAAUUACAAGUAAGAUACAUAUAGUUCACUUGUAAUAUAACAUAUAUUAUGAAACACUUUGCGACGUUUACUGCUCUAAGGUAGUUUUUUUCUGAGACACAAAUGUCACCAAUGUAUUAUAUUUAUACAAUUAAGAUUUAAAGUAUUUGAAAUGUUGCCUUAAUAUAAUAUCAUAGUAUUCACCAGGGCAGUGGUUCCCAAAGUUGACUGGGCUCCGACCCACCUAACAAAACCGGCCAAGUUCAGGACCCACCUAAUCAUUGCCUAAAAUCUGGCCUUACAUAGCUAUGGAGUACUGAAAGUAAGUAGUACUUUUAUAGCUUCAUCAAACAAGCAACUGCAUUUUGUUGUUGGCAUGUCGUCUAAUGUUACAAGGCCCACUCAAAUUUCGCUCGCGACCCACCAAUGGGUCGCGUCCCAUGGUUUGGGAACUGCUGCACUAGGGUAUUAUGUUAAAUUAAAUUCAUCCAUUGUUGUUACCAAGAGACCAACUGAUAUAUUACUGUGUAUAAGUUUACAUUUAUUUACUGUUAAUUGGCUUUAUCGUAGCAUAUGCAUAUAUUUAUAGACAACGAGCUGACCUCGGAAAAUGCUCUAGUUUUAUUGCUACGCUACGCUAUAGAUAUUAAGUACUUGAUCCGGGAAAUCUAGCAGCUAUUUAUUGAUGUAGGCCAGAGUAGCAAGCCAGCAAAGAGGUGGCACACAUUUUUCGAUUGCUCAUGAUUUUAUUUGGCGCUUGAAUGACACUGGCUUAACAUAUCAUUAAGAAAACAGCAGGUGGUACUUAUUUACUUUAUAAAAAUGUCUGGCAAUGUUAUACCUAUUCCAAUUGUACAAAACAAACUCAAUCAAACCAAGAACUCGCGAUUUUUUUUACUUCGGUGAUUUUAUAACCUCAGUUAUUUGUUGGCUUGUCACUCUGGCAUCCACCGAUGGACAGCUGCCAGAUUCGCGAAUCAAAACUAAAUUUAUUAGUAAACUAACUAGACCAGUUCCAUCGCUCUCAUUAUCAUAUAUGUAGGUAGGAGCUAGCUCUUAGUUCAUUAAUUAUUAGUUAAUGACGCACGGUUUAUAUUAAAUCUUGUCAGAAGUUUUCCAUUCUCAGAAAAUAUGUCUUCUAUCUGAUAAGUGAUAACCUCGACGGUAUAUGUACCUAAAUGUAAAGAGUAGUAAAUGGUUUGUAAUUAGACGCAACCGCAGACAUAUUCUGAGUACCGCCGAGAGCUUAUGAAAUGGAAAUUACAAGGGAGGUAUUGGAGUGGACGAAGCGCCAAUCACAAUUAGCGGACUGAUAGCGUCACUCAUUAGUGAACUAUGAUACAAUAAAAUUUAACGAAUGCUUUAACGGUGACAUACUGUUAAGCCAAACCAAACUCCAAACUCAAAAUUUAUUUCCUACAAUUAUGUAGGUGGUGUGUUGACGUGCCUAAAAUGCGCUCGGAAAUUUAGUAGGAAGGUUGGUUACGCGAGCCAUCUAAAAGUGCAGCAGAGAGUGGGACAGCUACACUCUGUUAACAGUAAUUAAAAAUGUCCACUCCAGAACACAGUCGCUGUGGCCGAAAUCGGUCAGGAGUCAUCAUCAUCAUACUGCUAAGUACAUCUGACCCUACACCGUGAUUAUCUUAACCCGUGGUCCUGGAAAUAGGUACCUGAUUUGAUCAACGAAAGGAUAAGAACCAAUUAAUUAGUCACUGGUCUAAAUUUUGCUGUAGCAAUUUUUAUUUGUUUUACUUCCGUAUACGUAUUGGCUAGUUAUCGCGGCGAAUAGAUUUCCACAUUAUUAUACAUAGGGGCUACUAUUCGGUAUCUAAGUGUUAACAUUUUAUCCAAAUUGAUUUUAAAAGUGGCACCUACUGAUAAAAAACGAGUUUCCGAUUUGGAUUGUCUUCUUAAAAGUCAUAUUUCACGCAAUUUUUUAGUCGUUAAAAUGCUAUUGGUUCGUAUCAUUCGGUUUCCAAUGAACCUUGGACCUAAAAAUGCAGAAAUUGAGCAAAUCAAGGAGAAAACGGACAUAUACUCAGAUACUCCCUUUUGUCUGCCGACGAUGCGAUUGAAAAGAGGAAGAAAGUAAAAUUUAUAGUCGUUCGAUUUGAAGCUGGCCCGAAGCGGCUAAUCUUUUGUCUAUUGUUAACUAAAACCGCGCGUGCUACUACCUGCAAAAAAAGGGUCGUAUAAUUCUUAUUGGCACCUGAGCGCGGGCUAGUCCAACGCUCAAAACACCAGUGUAGGUGUGCUCUCCGAUAACGCGCCUUUGUUAUGCAUAUCAAGGACACUUUUUAGACGGGUUCGGUAGCGUUCGACUCGCCGGCACUCAGUAACCGUAUAGGGACCACACAAGAAAUAGCAAAUUAUUUUUCCAUUUGUUCAUUUUGAAUCUUAUUUCAAUUACCAUAGGAGUUGUAAUUAAAUAACCGAUUAAAGUGAUAGUUAACAAUAGACAAAGGAUAAGCCGUUAGGGCCCAGCUACAAAUCUAACGACUAUACCCGGAGUCCGUUUCUAAUCUGUGUCGCUAAUCUUAAUCGCUACUUAAAUUCGGAGUUCCCAAGCCAAAAAUCAGAGUAGACUACUUAUCAUUUAUUAGAGGGCUCCGUUAAACCAACGGAAGUCGUACCUACUAAAUUAAUUUAAAUGAUACAUAAUAUUAAAGCCUUGAUCUAGUAUAGGGCAUGCAAAACUACAUAACAGUGAGAAUCUUCAUCCUAACAUUCAAAUAGACUUAAAAGUCACUUUUUCUCAAACAAGUCAUACCAGAGUAUGAGAUGAUACACUAGAAAAUAUGAGUACAUUCGUCUCUAUUUAACCUAAAUCUAUAUUCCUUGCUAAGCCAACGUCAGAUAUUGCACGCAUGUUGUACAGGUAAACUAGUUGAGAUGUUAUACUACCUACAUCUAAAUAAUUACUAAGUUGUAUAAAGAACCAUAAAACAAGAAUAAAGAUGGAGGAUAGCGUGUUUUAUGAUUGUACAUUUGCGGUUAGUUACAUUAUACUUAUACCUUAUACUCGCUAUUUUUAUGGUGCGCAUUGCGCGUAAGAUAGAAAAAAUCUAAUAUAUUUUACGUUGAGUUGUAGAUUACUUGUCAUUUAAAGUAUUUAUAGGCUUAUUAAUCUAGGUAUUCUAGGUGAUGUUGCGUUUAGUUAAGACCUAUUUCAACAUAGUUAAUAUAUGUUUUUAAUAAAAUACUUUUUGGCACGAAAUAAAUUUACAAGCCAAGCAUCUUUAACACAAGCACUUAAGAUAAUCUUCAUGACAUUGUUUAUUGAAUUACAAACAAGACAUAUUUUUUUUAUUACUUUGCUAAAGUAAUUGCAAGGAGAAACAGAACUAGUGUGGUAACACAUCGUUAUUUGUACGUUUAGCCAUAAAGGUGUAUGGGUGUGAGCAUAAGUGUCUAUUCUUUACCUACAACAUUAAUUACAGUUCAGAUAUGUUACUUUAGAAUGACUAUAGUUUAUGUAUGUAUUAGUAUGCAUUAUUGGCCCGAGUGGCAGUUGUCACGUCCAUUAGCCUCUUAGGGCAGUUUCAGACUAGCGUUUUAUACAAGCGUGCUCAUACGCGCGUGUUAGAUCGUAUAGACCAAAUGUGGAAAUGUAACGCACAAAUGUAACAACGACAAAAGCAUCAAAAAUCCUUAGGUAUAUGUCAGGGGAAAUCCUGACGUAUGGCAACCCUGCUCGUUGAUAUAAUGUGUAAUAAAGUUGGCAUGGCUAAUUGGUAACUAGAGUCAAUAUGUAUAUACCAAUGUUGGCUAUGUAACAUAGCCUAUGUCACAUAUAAAGGUUUCAUUCCAUUUGCGAAGGAUUAAAUUAAGUUUUAAGCGAAAACAAUAUUUUCACCACGCCAGCUUGUAAAGGCUCUUUUAAGUCUCUUUGUAUUUUAAAAAUUGAUUUUCAUAUUAAUUUUUCGUAUUAAUCGUACAUUGUCAGUGUUACAAUUCUAUAAGAAUGUUGCAAUUUAUUUGUAAUGUUUUUGUGUUCGACUCAGGAGCUAAAUUGGUUUAAACCCUCGUGCCUUGAAAUGAAACCCUCGCAACUCCCCAGAUUCCACUUUUGUGCCACUGGUUAAGCUCGUGGUUCAAUUUUGUUAUCUUUCCCUGUUGUUUUCCAUAUUGAUAUCUGAGAUUAGGAGUAAAGUAAGAUAGACGAGUUAAACAACAACUUUUCUCCCUUGUAAAACAAUUAACUAUUUACUACUAAAUACAUAUUUUUUAAAUAUUUGCAUAUAUGAUUAGAUUCUCGUAUUCAGCUUUAAAUUACAUUAAUUAAGGUGCUGCUUGCUAUAGACAUCGAUGAGUUUAUCUCAAUUCAAUUCUUAACAUUGCAGACAAAGAACCAUGAUCUUAAUUCUUAAGACAAUGACGUAUUUGAAUUUAUUAAGUUUUUACAUAAGGUAAGACGAAUAAACGAGCAUAGUUUAUUUUGUUCGGGGCAAGACAAACAGUAUGAGGACUUGAGUACUCCAUACAAGUUCUUGUCUUGUCCCGGUGAUAGUCUUACCCCACCUUACAUUUUUAUUAUAAGUAAAAACUCAUACUAUAGUAUGAAUUUUAGGAGAUUUUUUUUUUAGCUUGGGCACUAAUUUGUUGAACAAAAGCCUUUGUUUCUUUUAUGCAGACCGGAGACGAAACCGAAAAAAUCUUCUCAUGAAAUUCAUAUAUGCUUUUGGCUAACCAGAUCAAAUAAUUAGUUAUGCUAAAUGCUUUCUGAGCUCUUAAAAAGUCCAUAAUGGAAAAAAUUAAGGACCACUAAGAGCUUUGAAAUAUUUGUAAAAAAAUAUAACCUAUUAAACUGUUAAAAUUACGAAAUGCUGCAAUAUGCUAGCCGUGUCCGAGUCUCUUUUAGCACAUUGUUUGAAAUCAUUAAGUACGUGUAUUCAUACCUAGAUAUGUAUAUAAUAUAGUUAUUAUUAGUAUUCUGACUGCCUCAUUAUGUAUUUUUAUUUAUUGAAUGUCAUUUUUUACCUUUAUUUUAAUAAAGACAUGAAAUAAACAAAGAU
Molecule: messenger RNA, 10153 nt
Organism: Cydia pomonella (codling moth)
Lineage: Eukaryota; Metazoa; Arthropoda; Insecta; Lepidoptera; Tortricidae
Product: glucoside xylosyltransferase 1-like
Exons: 6
Coding region: 328-1725 (465 amino acids)
Biological process (GO): protein O-linked glycosylation via N-acetylgalactosamine
Molecular function (GO): UDP-xylosyltransferase activity
Source: RefSeq, a predicted model, not a curated record